UCAAAAAAAAAAAAGAAAAGAAAAGAAAAGAAAAGUAUUACUAGAAUGCAUGAUAAGAAAUCUGUAGGUUUGAUUUCAAACUUUGUUUAGGUGUCUGCUUUCCCUGAUACCCAAAUACUUGUCACCCCUCUAGUCUUAUGUCUUCCUGACAUGUAUGGUUCAAAGGGCAGCUAAUUCCAGGACUGAAAAAACUAAACUAAACUAAACUAAACUAAACUAAACUAAACUAAAACACCUUUCAAGAAACUUUAGACCUCCUAUUCCACUUCAUGUAUGAAAUGACUAAAAGGCAUAGACUGGAUUUAGUGUAUUUGUUUUGGAUUCACAGAUCAUAGGGCCUAGAUGGCAUGGAACACUGUACCUGUAGUCUCUCUGAGGGUUAGCUGAAUUUUCCUGAAUUUGCUUUGCUUUCACCUGAGAUUACUUGCAAAGAGAUUUCUUGAUUUAUUCCCAACAACAAAGUAGAAAUAGUUAAAGUCUUCCUAAAUGUCACCAGCAGACCACAGCAGAAAUCUCCAAGUAACACCACAUAACACAUGAAUCUGAAGUGGUCCUUGAGUCUCUGUGCUGUCAUGUCCAAGUUUAGGAGUGAGUACUUAUGCAAAGAUGAUGCACUCAGAAACAAAUUCAACUCAUGGUAGUGCAAAUUUGAUUCUACAGGAACCAAAUAGGUGACAUUAACAUAUGAAAGAAAUUGAGGAAGGAAGGAACUGGGUGGAGCUAACUCUAGCAAAGGCAGAGAUGCAGAUGAUAUAAUUAUAUUUCAAUUUUUAAAAGGUAUAUUGAAAUACAAAGGGAAAAAAAUUGAGUUUUUCUGUUCAGAUACGCUCCCUAUACUAAGGAAAUAAACUUUAGUAAGACAUUGUUGCAUACAGAGCCAAAACACUGCUUAAAACACAAAAGUAUUAUUAUGACUGAUGUUUUAGAUGGUAGUAUGAUAAAUGAAAAUUUAUAUUAUUAAUGCAUAUUCACUUACUUGCAAUAGCAGAUGAAAAAUUCAAUUUAUCCCUACCAGUACAAGGUAUAUCAGCCUCUUUUAAUACAUUUGUUCUCUUAGUUCUUAGUAAUUGACUCUAGAUGGAUCAUAUCAACUUACCUGUUAUUUAUAUUCAGUCUGUCAAUGACUAAUAAUCUUAUAAUGUCUACAGACUUAAUGUCUCAUUUCAGAGAGAACAACAAGACCACCAAAAAGACUCUGCUACGUGGAAGUCAUAUUGCUUUUUAUAUCUCAUUAUGUCUCUUCAUCUUGUUUCCACCAUACCAUGCUAACCCCUAAUAUCCCAAUUGAUAUAUACUUUACUCCUUUUUUGAUGGAUUACUUUCAGUUAUUCUUGUUUUGUAUCCAAUAAGGAAAAAAAUUAAAAUAACUAUAUGGUAUAUAUUCUUUCUUAAUCAAAGCUCAUAUAUAUUUUAAUAUAAAUAACUACUUUGGAUUUUCUAAAUUUGCAUUUAAAAUCAAAAGUUAUUUAAGUGGUGAAGCUUAAGAUAAUAUAUAUUUCCCAAUGUGUGUAUGUAGAUUCACUCAGCAAUACUUUCAUUUCUAAGAAAUUUUUAUUUGCACAUUUUAAUAAUGUGAUAUUUGGCUAUUUCUUUUUAUCUCUUAUGAGAUGACUCUUAUCAGAUUUUACUUUUAGAAUUACUUGUUCUUCCAGAGGAAGAAAGUAGUUCAUUAUAUAACUUGAAAAUACCCUGUUCACAAUGGUAGCAUUUUGCAUUGUAAAGUGAUAAUUAUGCAAUUUUAAGCUUCUGUUGCUUAUAUGCAACUACAUUUGAAUCAUCCCCACAAACCAUGGUUUCUCCUGUCUCUUGAUUACUAUAAUUUGUUUAUCCUAUUGUCAAUAGCUUUUGCGAAUGACUUCAUUUAUUUUAUGCUUUGUUAUGCCAUUUAAGCUUAGUAUUGAUUCUCUGUGUGUAUACACCCAGAUAUGCAUGCAUGAAUGUAUUUGCAUAUGAAUGCAUCCUUUUACUUUAAAAUAUAAGCCGUCUAUUUGCACUUAUUGAUACAAAUGAUGUGUUGUUCCCACAUUCUUAUCAAAGGUAUAUUUAAAGUUAUUAAUAUAUUUUCUAAUGGUGUUGCUUUGAAGAUUUUUAAUUUACUUAAUUUAGUAUUAAGAGUCUUAAUAUUUUUGUUUUGCUUACUAGCUUUUUCUAAUAUUUGUCAUUAUGACAUUGGUGUCCUUUUCUUCUCUUUAUGUCGUACAUACUGUGUUUCCUUUAAUUUGAUUUCUUUAACUCUAUAUAGUAUAGAUGUAAUAAAAAGGAAGGUGUCUUUGGCUUACAGAUCAGCAGAUAUGCUUCAUCAUGUCAGGAAAGGCAUGAUAGCUGAACUGGUUCAGUUAGUCUGUUGAUGAAAGAAAAUUAAAUUCAAGGCCCAUGACUCAUGUGGCUUGCUAGUUAGGAGGGCUUUUUGGGCCUAGGGCAAAGAACAAAGGCUGUUGCUGUAAAGUCAUUCCAGGAACUGGCUAGCCAUAAAGAUAGGAGAGGCAUGCAAGGACCCCCUACUAUCUCAACUGAGUUAUGGGCCAUUUGGCCCAGUGCCUCCCUGUCUCCUACCCUUAUGCCAUGAGUUAAAUGUUGACAUAGAUAAGCACCCGCCCUUCAGAAUUGCUGUUACCUUGAUCUGCGCAUACAAUUUGCUGAUGUUAAACUGUCCAAUUGUGUGUAACAGUGCCAAUUCUUCCCCUGCCCCCAACUUUUUUGUAUAUAAACCCCUAGCUUCUGAGCCUCGAGCUCGACUCCUCUGUCUCCUGCAUGAGAUACGUGUCAGCCCGGAGCUCAGUCAUUAAACUACCUCGUGUUUGCAACAAGCCAGUCUCCCGUGAUUCCUUGGGUGCACACACCAUCUCAGGACUUGAGUGGGGGUCUCCCACUAUGGUCUUUCAUUUGGAGAUCCCAACGAGAUUUGUGUGACACCCAGGAACCCCGAAGACCCCUUGGAGUGCAAUGCAACAAGUUCAGAGCAAUCAAACUCAUAGCCGUCCUCUUCAACUUCCUUCUCCUUAUAUAAUGAAUUAAAGGAGAGGAUGCUUAAAUUUUAUCAAAUGAAAUAUAUUUUUCAAAUAUUGGAUAAAAUGAGAUGCUUGCGAAAACGGUCUACAGUGUCAUUCUUGGGGGUUCUUGUUGUUUUUCUACUAUUCAUGAACUUGUACAUUGAAGAUAGCUAUGUUCUGGAAGGCGACAAGCAACUUAUAAGGGAAACAUCGACACACCAACUUAAUUCUGAACGCUAUGUUCACACUUUCAAGGAUUUAUCAAACUUCUCAGGAACCAUAAAUGUCACUUAUCGCUAUCUGGCUGCCACACCUUUACAGAGAAAACGAUAUCUCACAAUUGGACUUUCAUCAGUGAAACGAAAAAAAGGAAAUUAUUUACUUGACACAAUCAAGUCAAUUUUUGAACAGUCCAGCUAUGAAGAACUAAAGGAAAUUUCAGUCGUAGUACAUCUAGCAGACUUCAAUUCAUCAUGGCGAGAUGCCAUGGUCCAAGACAUUACACAGAAAUUUGCCCAUCAUAUUAUUGCAGGAAGAUUAAUGGUUAUACAUGCUCCUGAAGAAUAUUAUCCAGUUCUGGAUGGUCUUAAAAGAAAUUACAAUGACCCAGAAGAUAGAGUCAGAUUUCGCUCCAAGCAAAACGUAGAUUAUGCUUUUCUGCUAAAUUUCUGUGCCAAUACUUCUGACUAUUACGUGAUGCUUGAAGACGAUGUUCGGUGUUCCAGAAAUUUCUUAACUGCCAUCAAGAAAGUCAUAGCAUCCUUGGAAGGAACAUACUGGGUAACUCUUGAGUUCUCUAAACUUGGCUACAUUGGUAAACUCUAUCAUUCUCACGAUCUCCCACGUCUGGCCCAUUUCUUAUUAAUGUUCUAUCAAGAAAUGCCCUGCGAUUGGCUAUUGACUCAUUUCCGAGGGCUGCUGGCUCAGAAAAAUGUGAUUCGAUUUAAACCUUCUCUCUUUCAGCACAUGGGGUAUUAUUCAUCCUAUAAAGGAACAGAGAAUAAACUGAAGGAUGAUGACUUUGAAGAAGAGUCCUUUGACAUCCCUGAUAACCCCCCAGCGAGUUUCUACACCAACAUGAAUGUCUUUGAAAACUAUGAAGCAAGCAAGGCUUACAGUAGUGUUGAUGAGUAUUUUUGGGGAAAGUCACCUUCAAUGGGAGAUACGUUCGUUAUUGUAUUUGAAAAUCCGAUUACAAUUAAAAAAAUUAAAGUGAAUACUGGAACAGAGGACCGGCAGAAUGACAUCUUACAACAUGGAGCCCUAGAUGUUGGGGAAAAACUUAUUUUUAGCAAACAAAUAAGACAAUGUGAUACUUACUUAAGACUAGGGGAAUUCAAAAAUGGAUACUUUGAAAUGUCAGAUGUGAAUCAAAAAAUUCCCUUUGACAUACAUUGCAUGAGGAUAUGUGUUACCAAAACACAGAAAGAAUGGCUGAUAAUUAGAAGCAUCAGUAUUUGGACUUCCUAGCUAAAUAAAUCAGUAUCUUGAGUUUCUGAAGCAGGUCUUCCUGUUUCAGUUUUUGCUAACUUCCUCUUUUGCUACUUUAGUCUUUUGGAGGGCAACCAAUUGCUGUGCCAUGUCACAAGAAAAAUGAAUCAUCUCGGCAGUUUUGAUUAUAGUUUUACUAAACACAUCUUUGUAUUUUUUUCCCACUUUUGAGGUUGAAUAUCAUUCUGUAGUUAAAAUUGCUUUCAUUCAUACAUUUAAAUGUUCAUAGUUUUAAAUUUCAACCAAUUGCCAAAAGAGUGAUAUAAAAGGUUUAGCAUGAGAAAAUUCCUUUUAAAAUAAUUAAUUAAUUAAAAAAAUCAGUUGCCAACUGGGCACACUUAUGAAACAGUUGAUAAUUUAUUAUAUGUUCAGAAAGAUUCUUAGUAAGAAUAUAUGAGAAUAUGCAGAUAGGUUGCAAUCAUAAAAUGGGAUAAUUUUUCUUAUAAGUUUAGGCUUUCACUGACUGAUGAAUUUCUACAAUUAAUACCUCCUCAUAGAAGUGGUAUCUUUACAAAAGACUAUUUGUGUAAGUAGAGCUGUGGGGAAAAAACAGAUUAAAAAGUUGUCAUUCAUCUGGUUAUUUAUAUGAAAAGGAACAUUGCCUAUUAUUUCAAAACAUUUGAUUGAGCACAUAUUGAUAUAAAUUUUUCAUGAGAAUAAGUCUAUUUAUAACUUCCCUUUUGAAAAACAAAUAGUUAAUAAUAUUUGAAGGUUGCGUCUGUAAUUAAUAGAGAAAGAGAGAUGGCUUACCGUUAGUCCAUUCGUACAAACAAUUUCAGUAAAUGUAGAAAAAAAUGAAAUUGAUUUUAUACCUUUUGUAUUAAAGCUCAUGUGAUUAAAAUUGUUGUAAUUUAUCAUAUUGGGGGAGAUUAAAUGGCUGUCUUAUGUGGGAGAAAAGUAAUAUCUAAAGAAACUAGGUUUUGGUUUUUGUUGUUGUUGUUUUCUUUUUUUUUAAUUUUUUCUAUAGUUAAUUUCUUAACAAAGCCAAAACAAACAAUUUGUUUGUUGUUGUUAUUGUUAUUCUGAUUACCAGAAAAAUCCUCUUUACUAUUUAUGAGACAAUUCUCCCAGAAUUGAUUCUUCUUUCUUUCUUCCUUUCUUUCUUCCUUUCUUUCUUCCUCCUUCCUUCCUCCUUCCUUCCUUUCUCUCUCUCUUUUUCUUUCUUUCAUUCUUUCUUUCACUCCUUCCUUUCCAUUAUUUUUCUUUCUUUUCUUCUUUCCCUCUUCUCUCAUGUACGUAUGUAUUUAUUUACUGUUGAUUUGUUUGUGUCUGCUUGUCUGUGUAUACCACCUGUGUGUGGUGCCUGCAGAAGCCAGAAGAGGGUUUUAGAUACCCUGAAACUCAAGUUACAGGACAUUAUGAGAUAUAUGACAUGGGUGCUGGGAAACAAAACAGUGUUCUUUGCAAGAGCCGCAGGCACUCUUAACCACUGAGCCAUCACUCCAGUCCCAUCUGGUAUGCCUCUUAUUCAGGUUUUAAGUGGUUUGUGAGAUUCAUUUGAAUUUGAUAACAAAGUUGGUCCAUGAAGCACGUUCCCAUGCUGUAUGAUGACUGUAAAGUGUUUUAAUUCAUGCUUGUGUGCUAUAUGCGUACAAAUAGUAAUCAAACAUUAUUGGGGAUUUUUCAGUUGUCUCUUAAUCUUUCCGUAAAAGAAAUUCAAGGCACCAGAGUGUUUUCUCAAUCCACUUGUGUUUCAGAAUGUACUCAGUGGUCACAUCCUAGUUACAGUUUGAUAAGCAACCAGAUGAAGUGGUUUGUAAUGAAGAGAAAUAGAGAAUGUUUCAUAUGUUUGUGUUCCUGGAAAACAAUCAAAUUCAGGUUAACAUAUUUAUAUGGUGACACUUUCAUGCACACAUAAAUAUGUGUGUAUGUCUGUGUGUGUGUGUGUAUAAUGUGUGCUUGUGUGUGUAGUGUAAAGACUAUAUUUAUUAUACUAAAAAAAUGAAAGAGAAAAAAAGGAGUUUUGUGUCUGGUAUUCUUUCCAAUGUAAAGUACAAUCUUAUUAGAGUCUAAAAGAGAUUAGACUGUUUUUAUUUUAUUAAUUCUGUCAAAAUCAAUUAAAUUAGAAAAUCAGAUUGAGUGAAAUUUUUGUUGUUUCUUGAUAUAGUCACUUGAUAUAGCCCACCCAGUUGCACAACUUUCUUACAAUGUUAGAGAAGGUACUAAUCUUUCUUAAGCAUACAAAUGCUAACAGUGUGGAAUAUAUUUAAAUUUUAACUUGUAAGAAAAUUUAAAUACUGCCAUGAAACUUAUUUGUGUUUUGGGCUCAAGGAGAAAUGUCAUUUACUUAAAAAUAUUCCUCUUUCCUUGCAUUUCAGGCAUUUGUUUGGAUUAUUAACCAGCUCUCUAUAGCAUGAACAUGUAUCUUAGAAUUCCUGAUAACAUAGUUUUUGGAAUUCUGGUGAUUAGAAAUACACAGCUGUAUUCCAAUGGCAGAAGAUAUUAAAAUCAGAAAUGAUUGCUUGCA
Mus musculus (house mouse) is the source of this 6948-nucleotide messenger RNA. It is a transcript of the gene Mgat4c, whose product is annotated as MGAT4 family, member C. Gene Ontology annotation, molecular function: acetylglucosaminyltransferase activity; alpha-1,3-mannosylglycoprotein 4-beta-N-acetylglucosaminyltransferase activity. Gene Ontology annotation, cellular component: Golgi membrane. The record is from RefSeq and is a predicted model, not a curated record. The transcript has 5 exons. Bases 3024 to 4460 code for a protein of 478 amino acids. NCBI's taxonomy places the organism in Eukaryota, Metazoa, Chordata, Mammalia, Rodentia, Muridae.